Camellia sinensis is the source of this 1002-nucleotide messenger RNA. Its product is annotated as 50S ribosomal protein L34. The record is from RefSeq and is a predicted model, not a curated record. NCBI's taxonomy places the organism in Eukaryota, Viridiplantae, Streptophyta, Magnoliopsida, Ericales, Theaceae.
CCCCCAGUUUAAUUAAAAUUGAAAAAUUUUGAGACAAAAAUCAAAGAAAGCAGAGCAAGAGGACUAUGAGGGCUUGCUCUGUAUCCAAUUCUUCGUUUCUUCUUGUUUUUCCUUCUUCUACAACAGACCUCUGGUCUUUCACUCUCAGUAGAACUCACACUGGUCCCUUCUCAAACCCACUUCUUCGCCUCCCCAACCGGUCGUCUAUCAAUUCUCACGCACCUUGGUUUUCUCGCCCAACAAUAAUCACUGCAACAACACAAUCAACAAGAAGAUCCAUGGCUUCUGAGCAGACUCGGACCACUUUGGACUCCGUACCCAACUCUUCCAUCACUCUCUUGUUCGUAGAGAUGGGUGUCGGUUACGAUCAACACGGGCAAGAUGUUACAGCAGCGGCAAUGAGGGCUUGUAGGGAUGCAAUCUCUUCCAAUUCAAUCCCUGCUUUCCGAAGAGGGUCUAUACCUGGUGUUACAUUUGAGCAGAUGAAACUACAAAUUAAGCUGGGAGUUCCUCGAUCCCUCCAACAAUCCCUAGAUGUUGACAAGGUCAAGUCUGUCUUUCCAUAUGGGAAAAUUGUGAAUUUUGAAGUUGUGGAUGGUGGACUGAUAUGCUCAAGUGGUGUGCUUGUGGAAGAAAUGGGAGAUAAGAAUGAUGAUUGUUACAUAGUGAAUGCAGCUGUUUACGUUGGUUACUAGGUUCUUGCUUAAUUAUCUGCUCACUUGCUGUGUUUUGUGGGUUUAUUUAUUUUUAUUUUUCUCUUUAUCCAUUAAACAAGAAAACUAUAUGGUUUCCUGUCAAUUCCCAAUUCGUAGUUGGCAUCACAAUAAGUAGAUCUUUAUUGACAUGUCAUGACGCUAGUUAUGUUAGUGUUAAUUUUCUUCUCUUUUUUUUAAUGUUCAUUGCAAUCUUCAUCUUGAAGAUAUGAAAUACUGAAUUAUGUGGCACAACUGAACUAGAAACCUUUAAUUUAUCUGAAACGAUAAUGAAGGUUUUUUUUUUUUU